Molecule: messenger RNA, 816 nt
Organism: Mangifera indica (mango)
Lineage: Eukaryota; Viridiplantae; Streptophyta; Magnoliopsida; Sapindales; Anacardiaceae
Product: pseudo histidine-containing phosphotransfer protein 6
Exons: 5
Coding region: 119-589 (156 amino acids)
Biological process (GO): cytokinin-activated signaling pathway; phosphorelay signal transduction system; phosphorylation
Cellular component (GO): nucleus; cytoplasm
Molecular function (GO): protein histidine kinase binding; histidine phosphotransfer kinase activity
Source: RefSeq, a predicted model, not a curated record
AACGAACACUUCACAGAACCCUGAACCCUGAAAUCAGUGAAACUGCCCACCCAAAUCUUCCAAGUCUUUACCCUUUGAUUGAACCAAUUGACUAGCCAAAACGGGUCUGCCUUUGUGGAUGCUCGGGUUGGGUGCGGAUCGGUUACGAGCCGAUAUGAAUCGUUUGCUAGCGUUACUCUUCCACCAGGGAGUGUUGGAUGAGCAAUUCUUGCAACUCCAGCAACUUCAAGAUGAGAGCACCCCGAAUUUUGUAUCUGAAGUUGUCAACAUUUACUUUCACGAGUCUGAAAAGCUCUUGAAGAAUCUCAGAUCAAUACUGAUGGAUAAAGAGUUCUCGGACUACAAGAAAAUGGGAAUCCAUUUGAAUCAGAUGAUGGGUAGCAGCUCGAGCAUUGGUGCAAAAAGAGUCAGCAACGUUUGUAUUGCGUUUCGAGCCGCUUCUGAACAGCACAACCGUGCCGGGUGUCUGAGAGCAUUGGAGCUGCUGGAACACGAGUACUGUUACUUAAAGAACAAAUUACACGAGCUGUUUCAGAUAGAGCAACAGAGAAUACUGGCAGCUGGAGUUCGAUAUCCAAUGCAUAUGUAAAACUACAAAGACAAGAAUAAAGCUAUAUGGGUUAUUGGCUUCCACUUUCAGAUUUUUGCAAGCCAUUGGCAUGGCAGCUGGACUGCCUUUAUUAAUAAUAUUAUUGUAGAGUUAUUUUUUUUUUUUUUAAGAAUUUGAACUACUAGGUUGUAAGUUUCAAUGCAAACUCAUCAAUUCUACUGAUUUAAUGGUGGUUAAUUUGGUAGUUCUUUAAUUUAGGCAUCAAA